Molecule: messenger RNA, 1702 nt
Organism: Cyclopterus lumpus (lumpfish)
Lineage: Eukaryota; Metazoa; Chordata; Actinopteri; Perciformes; Cyclopteridae
Gene: slc30a7
Product: solute carrier family 30 member 7
Biological process (GO): intracellular zinc ion homeostasis; zinc ion transport; transmembrane transport
Cellular component (GO): Golgi apparatus; membrane
Molecular function (GO): zinc ion transmembrane transporter activity
Source: RefSeq, a predicted model, not a curated record
GAAACCCGAGCAGAGCGGAAGUUGUCAGUUAGCAUCCCGUCCCUAGGUCUAGUGAGUGUGUGUGUGUGUGUCCGUGUGAGUGUGUGUGUCCCGCUCACAACAUGUUACCUUCAUCGGUUAAAGACGACGAGUACAAACCUGCCAAGUUCAGCCUGCUGCCGAAGCUCUCGGGCUGGUUCAGGUCGAUCCUCGCGGAUAAAACGUCUCGGAAUCUGUUCUUCUUCCUCUGCCUCAACCUCUCCUUCGCCUUCGUGGAGCUUUCAUACGGAAUAUGGAGCAACAGUUUAGGGUUAAUCUCGGACUCCUUCCACAUGUUCUUUGACUGCACGGCUCUACUAGCUGGUCUGGCAGCCUCCGUCAUCUCCAGGUGGAGAUCCAAUGACAGCUUCUCCUAUGGUUAUGUCAGAGCAGAAGUUCUGGCUGGCUUCGUAAACGGACUCUUCCUCAUCUUCACAGCCUUCUUCAUCUUCUCUGAAGGAGUUGAGAGAGCUCUGGAGCCUCCUGACGUUCACCAUGACCGGCUGCUUCCGGUCUCGAUCGCCGGUCUGCUCGUCAACCUGGUCGGGAUCUUUGUUUUCCAACAUGGAGGCCACGGACAUUCACAUGGAGAAGAAGAUCACGGUCACAGCCACUCUCUGUUUAACGGCAGUGUGAAUCACGGACACGGAGGACACGAGUACCAGAACAAACACGGACACAGUCACGAUGGACACGAUGGACACGGACACAGUCACGAUGGACACGAUGGACACGGACACAGUCACGAUGGACACGGACACAGUCACGACGAUGGACACGGACACAGUCACGAUGGACACGGACACAGUCACGAUCAACCACACUGUCUUGACGAGCUGCGCACUCCGGGGAAAGGAUCCAGUAAACAGAUCCUGCAGGGCGUCCUGCUGCACAUCAUCGCUGACACUCUGGGAAGUGUCGGCGUGAUCAUCUCCGCUCUCCUGAUGCAGAGAUACGACCUGAUGAUCGCAGACCCCAUCUGCUCCAUGCUGAUCGCCCUCCUCAUCGGAGUCAGCGUGGUGCCAUUACUCAGAGAGUCCAUCGGGAUCCUGAUGCAGCGAACGCCUCCUUCACUGGAACACGCCCUGCCGGAAUGUUACCAGAGGGUUCAGCAGCUGCAGGGCGUUUAUAACCUGCAGGAUCCUCAUUUCUGGACUCUGUGUACGGACGUUUACAUCGGAACCUUAAAGCUGCUGGUGGCCCCCGACGCCGACCGCCGCUGGAUCCUCAGCCAGACCCACAACGUCUUCACACUGGCUGGAGUUCGACAGCUCUACGUUCAGAUCGACACGGCCGCCAUGUAGCAGCUCCUCCUCUGAACAGCUGGGACCAAUCGGGUUUAGUCUGAUGCAGGUGACACCCCCCCCCCCAGCCCCCCUCCAGAGUCACUGCAGGACAAUGAGACCAGCGGGGGCGGGGCAGUGAGGACUAGACACGCCCUCCCCCCCUUUUGGAAAAUAUAUUAUCCCUGUUGACGGGCAUAGUGACCCCCCCCCUCCCACUGCUGCACUUUGUAGACUGGAGCAAAGCAUUCUGGGUAAGUGCCUUCAUCAUGACUCAGACCCCCCCCCCCUCCCCUCCCCCCGGGACCAGACUCUGAUGUCACUGGGUUUUUUUUAAGGUGCCAUGUGACCAGUCAGCAGGUUUCAGUCUUUUUUCAACUGUAAUAAAAUCUGUUUCUCUG